Arachis ipaensis is the source of this 1445-nucleotide messenger RNA. RefSeq lists its product as uncharacterized. Lineage: Eukaryota; Viridiplantae; Streptophyta; Magnoliopsida; Fabales; Fabaceae. Gene Ontology annotation, biological process: protein phosphorylation. Gene Ontology annotation, molecular function: protein binding; ATP binding; protein tyrosine kinase activity. The record is from RefSeq and is a predicted model, not a curated record.
AUGACUGUGACGUGUCUAUUUAUAAAAUAUUAUCACACAUCCCUCCCCUCCUUCCCUGUAUCUCUAAUCCUUGCCCUCCCUAACCCUCUCUUGAGUUCAAGAACCGAAUGGUUUUCGUUGCUUCAACUUCGAUCUUCAUUGGGUAUAAGAGCAAAAAACUGGCCAAGAAAAACCAAACCAUGCCGGAACUGGACCGGAAUUCAUUGCCAAAAGGGUUCAGUUAUCGGAAUCAACAUUUCCGAUUUCAGAAGAACACAUAAAGCUAGUCUUCACCCAAGUUUCUCUGUUGAUGCACUUGCCAAUUUUACCCGUUUAGCUUCCUUCAAUGCUUCAGGUUUUGUGCUUAAUGGUUCUAUUCCUGAGUGGUUUGGUGACAAAAGCAAUAACAACUACCUUGGUGCACUCCAGGUGCUUGAUUUAAGUUCUUGCUCAAUAACUGGCUCUAUUCCUGAGUCAAUUGGUGGUUUGAUUUUGUUGAAGUCUGUGUUACUUUCUGGGAAUAGCUUAACUGGUAGAAUGCCUUCAGGUUUGGGAAUAUUGUCUAAUUUAAUUGUGCUUGAUCUCUCAGAAAAUGAACUUUCUGGGUCUAUUAUUGAUUCAUUGUUUUCACUUGGUAACCUCACAAGUCUUAAUCUUUCUUCCAAUUACUUAUCUGGGAAUGUUCCGAAUCAACUUAGUAACCUUUCAGGGCUUGAAACUUUGGACCUUUCCAACAAUGCACUAACUGGUAAUGUGCCUAGUGUCUUGUUUUCUCGCCUUUCGAAACUUCGAGUUCUCAAUUUAAGUGGUAACUUUAUUGAUGGUGAUCUUCCUGAUACUUUGUGGUCAUUACCGAGCUUGCGUUUCGUUGAUGUGUCCAACAACAACCUUACCGGUCCUCUACCGAAAUUUUUCGGUUCAAAUACUAGUUCUACUGAUGCCACAUUCAAGAGAGAAUCAUAUGUUGUGGAGUUGGAAUUAUUAAGCAAGGUUUCACAUGCAAGAUUGAUCCCAAUCUUGGGACAUUGCUUGGAGAAUGACAAUGAGAAAUGUAUAGUUUACAAGUAUAUGCCAAAUGGAGAUUUGGCAAGUUCUUUGCAGAGAGUCACCGAUGCAGAUGGUAAAUCGAAGUCCCUUGAUUGGAUCACGAGAUUGAAAAUCGCUACGGGAGCUGCCAAAGGCCUUGCUUAUCUACAUGAUUGCAGCCAUCCCCUCGCUCACAGAGAUGUUCAAGCUAGCAGCAUACUUCUUGAUGAUAAAUUUGAGGUGCGACUUGGAAGUUUGAGUGAGGUUACCACCCAAGGAGAUGUCCAUCCUGGUGUCAUGAACAGGCUGUUCAUCAAGCCAUCAUCUUCUAAUCAACCAAAUUUUGGUAAGUAAACUUGUUUACCCUUUCUAGUUAGUUUUCAUCCAAGUGUUGAUGGAAGAGAUUUAAAUGCAGCACAUUAGUCCCAUUGAACAACUUU